AUGGAGGAGACAGUGGUGAGGCCCUCGGUGUUCGUGGUGGAUGGACAGACGGACAUCCCUUUCACAAGGCUGGGGCACAGCCACAGGAGACAGCCCUGCAGUGCAGCCCGGCUGGGCCUGGGCCUCCUGCUGCUGCUGUUGGUGACUGGAGUGGCUGUCCAGGGCUGGUUCCUGCUGCAGCUACACUGGCGCCUGGAGGUGAUGGCCGCCCCCCUGCAGGACAGAGGUGCAGGAUCCUGGGAUCAGCUGGUGCAAGAUCAGAGGCCCCAGCGGGCCAACCCGGCAGCACACCUCACAGGGGCCAACUCCAGCCUGACAGGCAGUGGGGGCCCACUGCUGUGGGAGACGAAACUGGGCCUGGCCUUCUUGAGGGGCCUCACCUACCAGGAUGGUGCCCUGGUCAUCGCCCAGACCGGCUACUAUUACAUCUACUCCAAGGUGCAGCUGGGCGGUGUGGGCUGCCCCCAGGGGCUGAUCGGCGGCCUGCCCAUCACUCACGGCCUCUACAAGCGCACGGCCCGCUACCCCGAGGAGCUGGAGCUGCUGGUCAGCCGGCGGUCACCCUGCGGGCGAGCAAGCAGCCCCCAGGUCUGGUGGGACAGCAGCUUCCUGGGCGGAGUGGUCCACCUGGAUGCCGGGGAGGAGGUGGUGGUGCGCGUGCCUGAUGGGAGCCUGGUCCGAGUCCGUGAUGGUACGCGUUCCUACUUCGGGGCGUUCAUGGUGUGA
This is a messenger RNA of Mesoplodon densirostris (Blainville's beaked whale), 726 nucleotides long. RefSeq names its product TNF superfamily member 14 (gene TNFSF14). Gene Ontology annotation, molecular function: tumor necrosis factor receptor binding. The coding region runs from base 1 to 726 and encodes 241 amino acids. Gene Ontology annotation, biological process: immune response. Gene Ontology annotation, cellular component: membrane. NCBI's taxonomy places the organism in Eukaryota, Metazoa, Chordata, Mammalia, Artiodactyla, Ziphiidae. The record is from RefSeq and is a predicted model, not a curated record. The transcript has 4 exons.